UUUCAUCACCAAGAGUACAAGUCGUCAUUCAUUCAAUUUUUGAAGUGAAGUUCUAUAUUGCAACGAAACUUGACUACAAAAUGGUCAAAGUAAUACAGUCCGUGGUUCUUUGCAUCUUACUUGGUUUUGUGUAUGGUGCGCCAGCAGACGCUACGAGUACUUUUCAACACAAGUUUGAGGAAACUUUCGAUGUCGAAGGGCAAACUUUGACCGACAAAUUGGAACUAACAGAUGACGGCAUUAUAAUAAAUGUAGAGGAUCAAGAUGGGUCCAUUGCUUUGACAGUGUCCACUGACUACACUCAUGGACUGCUUAUUCAUCGAUACCAUCCCGAUGACAAUUGCUAUAUAUCCAGCAUAGCACAGUAUGAUGACACAAAAUCGGUAAGCAAAUAA
Messenger RNA from Anneissia japonica, 395 nucleotides. RefSeq lists its product as uncharacterized. The transcript is spliced from 3 exons. The record is from RefSeq and is a predicted model, not a curated record. NCBI's taxonomy places the organism in Eukaryota, Metazoa, Echinodermata, Crinoidea, Comatulida, Comatulidae. The coding region runs from base 81 to 395 and encodes 104 amino acids.